This is a messenger RNA of Branchiostoma belcheri (Belcher's lancelet), 7436 nucleotides long. RefSeq names its product E3 ubiquitin-protein ligase UBR3-like. The transcript is spliced from 44 exons. The record is from RefSeq and is a predicted model, not a curated record. NCBI's taxonomy places the organism in Eukaryota, Metazoa, Chordata, Leptocardii, Amphioxiformes, Branchiostomatidae. Gene Ontology annotation, cellular component: cytoplasm; ubiquitin ligase complex. Gene Ontology annotation, biological process: protein ubiquitination; ubiquitin-dependent protein catabolic process via the N-end rule pathway. The coding region runs from base 20 to 6007 and encodes 1995 amino acids. Gene Ontology annotation, molecular function: zinc ion binding; ubiquitin protein ligase activity.
GCGAACACAACAAACCAAGAUGGCGGCGGCUCAGCUGAUAAGUCGGGGAAAGCGCCGAACCGCCGCCUAUCUCAAGGCUUUCCUCUCCUCAGACUCCGAGACAUCGCGUCUUCAGGGACACCAAGACUUGCACAACCUCCUGGAGCACAUCUUGAGCCCGGAGAGGGCCAUCGAUGACCCGGAGAACCUCGAAUGGCUGCAAUGGUUGGUGGCGGGGGGAGACACACCAGAGGACUUCGCCAAAAUUGUGAGAAGACAUGACAAUGCCACCACCUGUGGGUUGGUAUGGACGGCCAACUUUGUCGCGUACAGAUGUCGGACAUGUGGGAUCUCACCGUGCAUGUCGCUGUGUGCGGACUGUUUCCAGGCGGGGAAUCACGCCGGACACGACUUCAACAUGUUCCGUAGUCAGGCCGGAGGCGCGUGCGACUGCGGAGAUACCAGCGUUAUGAAGACUUCUGGGUUCUGUCACAGACACGGCCCUGGGAGAAACAUGAACGUUCCGCCCUGUCCGCACGACGUCCUGGCGGUGGCCGAGGCGAUCAUCCCGCGGAUCCUGCUCCGAGUUGUCCAGCACUUCCGCGACCACUGUAGACCCGGUACAGAUGGGUAUGAAGCAGACAUGGAUGCGGUACAUGAUGCAGACAGUGUCCUGAGUUACCUGCAUGACUUAACCAGGAUGGGAGCUGCCAUGAGGAAGGUCCUGACACACUUCCUAACCAACCCACAAACUUACAAGAACUUCACUUACGGGUCCACUCCCUCUGACCACAAAAGACAACAGUACCAGCAGAAGAGCCAAGAGAACUACCAGGGUGCCCUGGCCACCAUCCCCGCCCCUCCACCACCUUUCUCCAUGGAAGGGAUAGCAGCGCUGAAGGGAGAACUGGUGCAUCAGACGUUUCUAGAAGAGUUGAUGUUCUGGACUCUGAAGUAUGAGUUCCCACAGAAGAUGGUCACCCUACUACUCCAGAUGCUGCCAGAUAAUGACUAUAAGGACGCGUUCACGCGGACGUUCGUGCAGCACUACUCGCGGAUCUCGGUGGUUCUGGUGAAGGCGAGCGACGCGGACACCAUGUCCAACCGUGUGGUGCACAUCAGCGUGCAGCUGUUCAGUAACGAGGACCUGACACGACAGAUGGUGGAGACACACCAGCUGCUGGAGAUCGUGUUAGCCGCACUCGUGCACAUGAUGGAGAACAUACAGAUACAGAGUGCAUUACAUGAUCCUGAUCACAACUUCCACAUGGUGGUGAACUGCUCCUCCUCCACCCUGAAGGACCACCGCUAUUGGCCGCUUGUCAGUGACCUCAUCAACAUCCUGUCCCACCGCUCCACGGCCGCCAUGUUUAUGUCUAACUCCGCCCUCCUCAGCAUGUGGGCGGAGUUUGUGUCACUUUUUACUGGUAUGAACUUGAAUGUGCGGGAGUUGGAGCACCAUGUGGAGUUUGAGCCCAACACCUACUACGCCGCCUUUUCAGCAGAACUGGAAGCCUGUGCCUCCCCCAUGUGGACCCUCGUGGGACACUGCAAACAAAAGAACACUGACCACCUGUGCAGGGCAGUUAUAGACAGCUGCCUGACCACACUACAGGACUGGUUUGAUGCCAUCUGCUUUCAGGAAACGCCACCACCACUCCAGGUAUCCUUCCACUUCCCUCUACACAGACAUUUGGCAGUGUUUAUCAGCCAGGCUGUGAGGAACGGUGCCAUCAACAUUGACACCAUCCUGGGUGAUCCAGACUUCCUCAUCAAACUCAUGGCACAUCCACUGCAGAUACAGGUGGCCCUGUGUGAGAUCCACAGCGGCAUGUGGGUCCGUAACGGUCUGCAGAUCAAAGGUCAGGCCAUGACCUACGUGCAGUGUCACUUCUGCUGCUCCAUGAUCGACCUGGAUCUCUACCUGCUACAGCUGUGUGCUUCCAGACUGGACCCAGACUACUUUGUAAGAACUGUCCUGGAAAGAUUUUCCGUGGAUGAGUUCCUGUCAUUGGCCGUGGUGCCGUCGGCCCUUCCCAUGAACCCCGAGCAGGAGCUGUCGAUGCUGCAGGGGGCGCUGCUGCUGCUCUGUACGCUGCAGUCCGCCCGCACGCACCUCGGGCUGAACGAGCGUGACCUGCUGCGACAGGAGAUGGUCUCCCAGCUGUGUAUGAGUGACAGAACACACAGCCAGCUCAUGGACUUACAUCCCAAGAUGCCGGAGAGAACGACCGGCAGUAACCAGAUGAAAGACUUCGAGGCAACCUUAAAGGAGGUUGCAGACUUCAAGGCACCCAACUUUGAAGCAGGAGGAAUGCAGCAGGGCACAUACACACCUAAAGCCUCUGUAUGGGAGCAGGAAUUUGACCCCAUCUUCAUCCUGGUGAGAGCUGUUCACAGGAGGGACUUCCAAACUGCCAUGGACAGAUAUACUACACAUAUGAAGCAGGCUGGACUUGUGGAAGGCAGCGAGUCCCCCUGGCCUCCGUUCCGCCAACUGCAGAAGGUCCUGCACACCUACCAGGGGGUCAGGAAGAUCCUCAACAGCAAGACCCUUCAUGGGCUCAUCUUCUGCAUACUCUGGAAGGCAUUGACCCUGUCCCAGUCUCUGCCUGAGCCCAUUAUCUACCUGUGUAUCUACCUGUUGGACAUGGCAGUGGACCCAAUGUGCAACAAACCAUCUUCAACUGCGAAGGAUGACGUGGCAGACCGAGUUCCAGACAAGAGAUGGGAGCAGUGGUUUCCUUCCAGCAAUAUCCUCACUAACCUCAGACAUGAGAUACAGUACAUUACAGUACCCCUGCCUCAGCAAGAGUCUAUGGAAGACCUGGAAGACAUCCCCGAGGAAAACGAAGAAGACAUGGACACCGCGUCUCCCAGUCCCAGCCGUCUCGGCUUCACCCUGGCACCGACUGUCGUACGAGGCGGCAACGUUGUCGUGACAAGGUCACGCGAAGGUCAGACCAGGAAAAGUCCCGAUGCCAGUACGAGUAGUGAGUCUAGGGACCAGGGUUCAAGUAGUUGUGAAGACACAAGUGGUAGUGAGCCGAUGGACACGACAAGUUCGUCAAACGAGCUGAAAAUGGAGGUGAAACAAAGCAUACUGUCCAUGUUGGUUAAGCUGCACGACAAGCUGUCGAAGGACUCGGAGCACUACCAGCCGCCCGAGACUUGGGAGGACGCAGACCUGAAGUGGAGCAGGGGCGCGAGAAGGCACAAGGCGCGGGACGGAGCUCGUGUCAUCGGCAGACUACUGGACAGGAUCGCAUCAACGUGCCAGGAGAACCUGGACAAGCUGAAGCAGCUCUGUUGUAAGACGGCUCCGAAGAAACUCCAGAGAAGGGCUUCAGAUGGGGGUGACAGGGAAGAGAGGAGAAGAAAGGCCCGUGACAAACAGGCCAAGCUGCUGGCUGAGUUUGCCGCCAAGCAGAGAACCUUCCUGGAAUCCACCAGCAUGGAAGAAGAUGACUCUGGAGAGGGUGCAUCAGCUGAGUCCCCUGAGAAGGAAGUAGUAGAGGAGGAGCUGUACGACUGUGUGAUUUGUGGUCAGACUGACCCGUCCACUCCGGACAGGCCGAUAGGAAGGGUGGUCCUACUGCUGGCAUCCAGUGUGUUGGGACACAGGUCGUCCAAAGAUGACCCCCCACGGCUCCCCUGCAGUGAUGGGAUGACCUUGGACAUGUUAAACUGUGGAAACACCUACGACCUCAGACAGACAGUCAUGCAGGAUAACUUCCAAAUGAGUUCCUGCCUCCAGUCUGUGAGUGUGGGGUGGUUUGGAGGGGUUUAUGUACAGUCCUGUGGACACUUCCUCCAUUCUGACUGCCACAAGUCCUACAUACGGUCCCUAAGGUCCCCAGAUUACCAGCACACCACCCAGAACAUCGAUGUGGACAAGGGAGAGUUCACCUGCCCCCUCUGCAGACAGCUGGCCAACUCUGUGUUGCCAUGCCAACCACAUCAGCACCCGCUACAGAAGGUCGUCCUGGAGAAGAAGAGAUACGGGUCUCACAAGAAAACCACUCCUGCUAAAGAGCAGAUCAAAUCUGAACAGGAAACAGACACUGCAGCAAAGGAAAAUGAUGCUGCAGAAAGUGAGAACGGUGCCGCAGCCGCUCCGCAGCUGGAUAACGCAGAACCAGCGCAGGAAGCAAACCAGUCAGCCACUGCAGCAGCACAACAGCUAGAUGACCAGGAGAAGGCAGCUCUGGCACAGAAGGCUGCGGAGGAAAAAAAGCCGGAGGAAAAACAGAAGGCAGACCAAGCACAGGCUUCCACCUCCCAGGAGCCAAGUCAAGAAGACAAGUCUGAAGACAAAAAGGACGACGAUGCUACUAAAGAUGAAAAAGAUAAAGAGUCGGGCCGCGUGAGUCCAGAGUUUCCGCGCUCCAUCCCGACCCCGUGGCGGCAGCAGGCUCACGUCAUGAAGGAGAACCAGACGCUCGACCCCAAACCCGAGUUCCAACGCAUGAUCAAAGACCUGGGGGAGGUCCUGAAGAAAGCUACCAAUGCUGAUUGUGAGGAAGAUACCAUUUUAAGGCAGGGGGUAGAGGCCAUCAUGGAGGAUAUCACCAAGGCAACCUACCCCAAGUACAAGGUGUUCCCCAAGAGCUCUGUGGAUGAAAGCCUCAACGUCUUUGUCCACUCUGUGGCUAGGACCAACCUGGAGUUGGAGCUGGUACAGUGUGGAAACACCAUCGUCAAUCACUCAAACUCCGGCAGAAAAUUUGGCUUUGUUGACCUCCUGCAUGUCCUGAGAUUCCAUUUCAACGCCACUGGGAUGGACAGUCUGUGGACCAAGCUGACCACUCUGUACUCGGAUGAGGAGGAGAGAAGAUCGUGUAAUACAGUCCGCUUGCAUCCCGAAUUGCUCAUGCUGGUGGAGAAGAGAGAAACUCCCAUGGUGCUUCGGGACGCCACCUCCCUGCUCAUCCAGCUGACCUUGUCCCUCCCAUGGCCCAUCAGUAAAGCCCACUUUACGUGCAUUGUGCGGGUGUUGUUCACGUUGUUGUACACACAAUCACUGGUGGACAUCAGCUGUCGCUUCAGUGAGGAGGAGAGAAGAGCAUGGAGGGAGGCCGGCACAGAUAAAGCUGCGAGUACAGAGUGCAUGAUGACAGAGAGCAUGCUCAGCUGCCUGAUAUCACACCUCGUGCACACCCCGCUCUACCAUGACACCGACACUGACCUGCAGCGCGUGGAUAUCUCCCAGAGUGUGUGGUCCCCUCACAGUGUGGAGCAUCACAUCCAGAAGUACUGUAUCCACAGUCUGAGGAUAUCGGCCUUGUUACGCAGACAUCUCUUCAAGGAAGACCUGCCAGACUGCCAGGACCCAGAACUAGAGUUCCAGACACUAGUGAAGUACCUGGACUUGCAGCAUGCCCCCCCUCCCACCCGGGGCGAUGCCUCUGCCGUACGGGAACGACCGUUCACUAGCGCCUCCUGUCUGCACUGGGCCGUCCCUGCAACCCAGAUGAUCUCACACUGGUGCCAAGACUUCACCAGCUUUGUCAACAGAAAACAGGGCCCUGCUAAGCUGCAGCCUAGAGGUGGUUAUAAGUCCCUGCUACUGAAGAACUUUGCGUGGAAGCUGCCUUGCCUCCUGCGCCCGCCGAGUUCGUACGACAGCAUAUUCCAGUACCAUCGUCAGCGGCAGUGUACCAUGUGCUGCAGCGUGCCCAAGGAGCCGGCACUGUGCAUGGUGUGCGGGGAGCUGCUGUGUAUGAAGGGAGGCUGCUGUCGACAACAGAGCGUCAUGGAAUGUGUGCAGCAUUCGGUCAGCUGUGGUGCAGGGACGGGGGUGUUCCUGGUAGUGAACUCUUCCACCAUCAUCGUGGUGAGAGGGCCGCGGGCGUGUCUGUGGGGGUCGCUGUACCUGGACAGUCACGGGGAGGAGGACAGGGACCUCAGGCGAGGUCGACCUUUGUACCUGAGCGAGGACAGGUUUCGAGUCCUGACUCAACAGUGGAUCAGUCACAGUUUUGACCACAUGUGCAAACGCUGGCUGUGGCACCACAACAGACUGUAAAGGGGGAGGGGGGCACUACUGUCACUACCACAGAUUAUACAACACAGGAAAUAUCAAUAGCAAAAUGUACUUAAAGUACUGUAUUAUGUAAAUUUGUACUUCUUCAUAAACUAAAACUAGCUACUGAUAAAGUUAUAUACUUCGAACUAAAGUACAUUUAUAUAACUGUUCAGUUUUGACAUAUACCUGUCUUGUUAUAUACAUGUCUUGUAUACCUUGAUAUGAUAUUAUACUGUAGUAUCACAAGUUGUGGAAAGGGGCAUUGCAACGUUUGUCAUAGACGAUUCAAUUUCAAGCCAUAGGUAAGAACUGUGCCACUGUGCACUGUAGGUCCAGUACAGGGGAUAAGCAUUAAGAUUUUGCAUAGAUUUACUUUUAUUUAUACUUUUGUCAUAUAGUUGUCUGUGAUGAGAGUACAAAAUGUAUACCUUAAAGUUAUAAAACUAACUGAAGUAAAAAAGCACCAUAAUUGUAAAUAAAAGAGAGCAGUGAAACUAAGGGUUGAAACUGAAAGACUAGAAGAAUGUGGUUGUUCUGCUUAAGUUUGUACCAUCAUAAAUCUGGGUGAUCUUUUUUAUGAUUGUAGAUCUCAUUGUAGAACGACUGUUACAGCAAAACUAUAAACCUCAGAUAUGUAGAGGGAUUUGAAGAUCUUUGAGAGAAAUCAGCACAGUAGUUUUACUUAGUAGUUUUUCCUACAGUGGUAGUAGAAAAAGUUAAUAUAUGCAUAUUUUAGUUUCUCUGACAUCACAGAAAAAAGAAUACUUGCCAGAUCUAGAGCAGAAUAUCAAACCUGAAUUAUAGCUUAGUUGAAAUGAUGUGUACAAAGCAAAUUGCUAUAAUCCUUUUAAUACAUCUUUCUUAUAUCUGAUGUAAUGUAAUGUGCUAACUUGUAAAGGUUGUAUGUGUAAACCAUGCAAAUGGUUUAUAUAAUACUGUGGCCAGGGUUUCCAAAAUGUGAUUUCCAGUUUUCUGUGACGAUGUUCUUUUAUAAUGACAUACCUAUAGGGGCUUCCAGCAUUAGGUAACCAACUUGAGGCAAUGUAAAACACUGCGAAAUGUUUUUUUUCACGUUUCAAUAUCAGUAAAGGUUUAGAGAAAGACAAGGAGUACUUCAAAGUGGUUUGUAUGCAUUUUUAUUUCUGUUUUUAUGAAUUAAGACACAGUUGUGAGAAGAAGAUGUGUCUGACAGGAAUGAGGAAUAAUCUUAAUAUUGUACACUGAGCUUAAGGUCUAAAACAGCAGCAAUUAUUGAAUUAGCAUAUACUUUUCUUUAAAUGUGGAUUGUUCAGUUAAAAAUGCAGCCGUUUGGCACACAAUUCAACACUUACUCUUGGUAUCUCCAUGUUAUGCUGCUGCUAUAAGGAAGAAGUGAACGGUGUUUGUACAUGUGAAUGUUAUUAUUGUAAAUAAAAUCUCUUGUGAACAG